AUGCCUCGGGAAGCUGUAUCUUCUCCUCAGAGUGUAGGGACUGUGACAGGCGCCACAGCGAGACGGAAGCACCGGCCGGGUCUGCAGCGUGUGUCUAUUGCAUGCGAAAGGUGCAGGACCCGCAAGAACAAGUGUGAUAGGAAGCUUCCGGAGUGUUCAACAUGCAAGGCUGCUGGUGCUACAUGCGUAGUAGUAGAUCGUCUCACCAAUCGCCAGUAUCCCCGUGGCCAUGUGGAGGGGUUGGAACUCGAGGUCGAGCGACUGAAAGCGCGCAUUCAAGAGCUGGAGAUCCGAUCCAGUGAAGCAAAUCCUUCGACUCAGGGCAGUCGUCCGUCAACAGAGAGCGUGCUAGCAACACACAGUACUCCGCUCAGCUUCAAUUCCACGGAUGCGCAUGAACCAUCCUCAAUCACUGGUAUUACCAAUGACGACUUCACUGCAAUACCUCGUGAUGUUACGCGCAGUGGGAGAUUCAUUGGCGACUCGAGCGGCCUCUUCUUCGGAACUAUCGUCAAGGGCAUACUUCUUCAGGCAGAUUACAAGGGAGAGCAUGGCCCUGCUACAAGUUCACUGAGAUUACGACUUGCCGAACGCCAAACAACAUCAACCGAUGCCCAAUUCUCUUUCCCCGAUGACGACCUUGCAAAUAGGCUGCAAACAGCUUAUUUCACCAGUCGUUGGCCUGCUUUACCAUUUUUGCAUCGAGGAUCUUUCUUAGAGCAGCACUUCGAACCCUGUCUUGCCUUGAAAUUUCAAGCGAGCGAAAUCUCUCUGUUCAUGAGUUUCAUGGUUCUGGCUCUAGGUGCAAUCGAUGUUAAGCGUCAAGAUUCCGAGUUCGGCGAUGACCAUGUGCAAUUUUUCCGAUAUGCGACUGAGAAUUACCUUCAUUCUCUUCUUGAGGAGGAUAGUAUUCAGACUGUACAAGGCCUUCUCUUGAUCUCCCAAUUCGCCAUUAACGAACACCAAAGUGCAAAUGCGUGGCUUGUCACCGGACAAGCAAUUCGAACAGCGAUCGACCUCGGACUGCAUCGAACACUAGCAUCCCUAUCUUCAGAACUAGGCUUGUUCGAUCUUGAAAUGCGUAAAAGAGUGUUCUGGAGCGCAUAUGCUAUUGAUAGAAAUGUUUCAAUCACUCUUGGCCGCCCGUGUGGUAUGAGAGAUGAAGACAUCGAUGUUCCACUUCCUCAAAACCUAAGCGAUGACGACCUAGUCGCAAAUUUUACGCCCACGAACACCAUCUUCAAUCAACCCUUGGAUAUGUCCACAUUUAUUCAUAUAGUGAAGUUGAGGCAAAUACAAUCAAGAAUCCAAGCUUUGUUUUACUCAGCUAAUCCCGCUUCUCUCCUGACCCAAGGAAUUUCCUAUCAUCAGACUGAGUUACGCUCACAGCUCGAAGAUUGGAUAGCACAAGCACCUCGCUACUCUCGUCCGACUAUGGCUACGUUCCAAUCGCAAGACUGGUUCCAGAUCGCUUACUCUCACGCGUUGCUCUUGUUGUAUCGACCGUCACCAGGAAAUCCCAUCAUCGAUUCGGCAGCACUGCAACUCUGUGCAGAUGCCGCAAUCAGUCUCAUCAGUUCCUACUCAUCGCUAUAUGCGAAAAACAAGAUCACGUAUACAUGGAUUGCGCUUCAUUCACUUUUCAUGGCCAGCAUCACCAUGCUAUACACCUUGUCUGUUAGCCCAGAGAUACGAGCAAGCACCACCAAGGCUGUUGUCAAAUCGAACGUUGUCUCAUGUCUUGCGCUCUUUGAGGUUAUGGCCGAUUAUUGGCCACUCGCUACUCGGUGCCACAACAUUAUUGAGCGUGUUGGAAAUCACACCGUCACUUUGUUUGAUACGGCACAGAGUUCGGCGCGAGAUGGAGGACCGACUGCCUCUGAAACACUACACGACACCACCCAACAGCAUUUUGGUCAGAUCGAUGCCGAAUUCAUGGAAUGGUUCGGGACUCGUGAUAAUUAUGCACCACUUUCAUUCUCUGACCAGGAGACUAGCAGCCAUCAUAGCGGUACAGCGAGCAACCUCAGGCCGCAUAAUCCCCACGCGCAUGGCCAAUCCUUUCCGAACCCAUUAGAUAUUUCAUUGGAGAACAUUGACGAUAUAUUUUCGGCCGACUUUGAUAAUAGUAUUCCGAUGAUGAUAACCGCUUUCGGCAAUGAAAGUCACCUACCCAUCCCAACGCCAAGACCAUCGGAAGUAUCCGAUACCACCAUGAGCAGUUUGCCAAACAUCUAA
This is a messenger RNA of Aaosphaeria arxii CBS 175.79, 2238 nucleotides long. RefSeq lists its product as uncharacterized. The transcript is spliced from 2 exons. Bases 1 to 2238 code for a protein of 745 amino acids. Gene Ontology annotation, molecular function: sequence-specific DNA binding; DNA-binding transcription factor activity, RNA polymerase II-specific; zinc ion binding. Gene Ontology annotation, biological process: positive regulation of transcription by RNA polymerase II; DNA-templated transcription. NCBI's taxonomy places the organism in Eukaryota, Fungi, Ascomycota, Dothideomycetes, Pleosporales. The record is from RefSeq and is a predicted model, not a curated record.